CGGAGUACUUCUGGGAACGCGACUACUGGAUAAGCCUAAGCCGCAACCACUGCUCUGUUUUCACACAGCUGUCGUCGUCUUUUAGUCUUUAUCCGGGUAGUUGUCAGUUCGCGAGAUGGAUGAGCCGAUCUUGGUCCAGUUGAGGAGAAACGAGAACAGCACACCCUGGGGUUUUCGCUUGCAGGGAGGCUUUGAGUACGGGUCCUGUCUUUACAUCCAAAAGGUGAAGCCGAAGAGUAUUGCAGAUAAAGCUGGUCUCAAGGUAGGGGAUGGCCUGCUGAGGAUAGGCCAGACGCCGGCUGUCUCUCUGAACCAUGAUGCUGCCAAGGUGGAGCUACUUCGAGCCGGAAACGAGUUAGAUCUGCUCGUUAAAAGAGGAGCAGUUGAUGUACAACAAGAAACAACAAGCGAGAACGAGUCCAAGGUUGAAGAAGAACCGACAAGGUACACCGCUUACACCAACCCUAAUGUCCAGUCUCGCUCCUUCCGUAUAUUACAGGCCUCUCUGAACUACUCUGACCCCAAUGCCUCGCAGUGACCUUCUUGUUGCCAUUCAACCGAAGUGGGGGCUAUGCUUGUUCCCCGUUAAGAUCAUUCGAAGAAACACGAUGAAUCAUGUAGGGAAUCCUUGUUGCCCUUCUUCCGGUUUUCCACCUACCAGGGAGUCGCUGUUAUGGUGGACCAAGUGCAUGAGGAUUUUCUACUUGACACUGCCUGAUUCUUCCUAGUCCUGGAAUUCUUGACUUUCAAUUCAACGUAACGCACUGGUCCUUGUUAAAAAGCAACACAUAUUACGGGAUAUCUUUCACAACAGCGUUCGGUUUUAUUAGGUACUGCUCCAGCGAAUUGUUCAGCACUUUUCUACACCUGCAUGUGUGAAACCAUCUGCUGUUCUCCUUUCUUAGGUUUUAAGCAGCCAAAAAUGUUCUGGUAUUAUCCGGAGACUUAAUCAGUUCUCCUCACUCUGUAUGGCAACUUAACACGUGGUCGAAAAAGUGAACAUGCACAUGGUCAGAGCAAGUGGAACCUCGCUCAGCUGUUUUUCUCGUGAGGCAGUCCAACUACGGUGCAAGUCCGACUGAAUGUUGAGCCUCUUGUGGCGAACAUAAAGGUGCUGAUCUUGUCAUAUUGUUAGGAUUGGUCGAUUGGCUGGCUGACCGACUUGAGACGCUCAUAUAGGCGCCAUUGCAUAUGCAAAAAGCUGGAUUUUUUAUGCCAAGCAUUCUCAUCAACACAAAACACAUUAUAUGGUGCACUUAUCAGACAAUUGUUCUUCCUUACUCAUUCUAACUCAGGCUCUUUUCAACCUGACGAAUCACACGUGUGAUGUGUUACAACUUUCUCACUGAAAUAUUCAUAUUUUCUUCAUCUAUAGAUAAAGGAUAACCAUGUAUUUAGCUGCAUCUGUUUUUCGUUAUGACUUACUAAGACAAUAGACUGUUUGGUGUAGUAGUGCAUGUGUGUGCAGCCGAACAAUGGGUAUAUUCGCCAUCUUGAAGGUGCCAAACCUAUGCUUCAAUAAUAUAUGCCCUGUAUGGUCAUCAUUCUUUCACUUUAAGUGGUUAGCGUGCUAGCGCAACAGGGAACCUUUCAUCAUUGCAGUCUCUGUGAGUUCAAGACGUGCUUAGGCUUGUCCCGCAUGUAGAUGCAAGUUUCCUUUUUGUAUGAAACCCUGAAUUUCUGCGUAUGAAGGUCCGGUAGCAAACUGCGUAUUGUUGUGUUUUUCCCAAGGGCACAACCCGUGUGGUCUCCUCCCACCAUAAUGCUGGCCAUUGAAAUAAAUAAAUAA
Molecule: messenger RNA, 1789 nt
Organism: Liolophura sinensis
Lineage: Eukaryota; Metazoa; Mollusca; Polyplacophora; Chitonida; Chitonidae
Product: PDZ and LIM domain protein 7-like
Exons: 4
Coding region: 116-538 (140 amino acids)
Biological process (GO): actin cytoskeleton organization; muscle structure development
Cellular component (GO): filamentous actin; stress fiber; adherens junction
Molecular function (GO): actin binding; muscle alpha-actinin binding
Source: RefSeq, a predicted model, not a curated record